Molecule: messenger RNA, 4386 nt
Organism: Scleropages formosus (Asian bonytongue)
Lineage: Eukaryota; Metazoa; Chordata; Actinopteri; Osteoglossiformes; Osteoglossidae
Gene: aff3
Product: AF4/FMR2 family, member 3
Exons: 20
Coding region: 534-3608 (1024 amino acids)
Biological process (GO): regulation of gene expression
Cellular component (GO): super elongation complex; nucleus
Source: RefSeq, a predicted model, not a curated record
CCUGCCCUCCUACCCGCCGAUCCGCUGUCGGGAACGGCGAUGCCGCGGACCGUCGCCCUCCUCCGCGCGAAUUCCCCAAACGGGCUUCGCUGCGCUGUGACAGCGCGCUGAUGCGCGAGACGCGGCAGCGCGGCGAAGCGCGCGGCACGGCGAGCCACCGGUGUGACAUGGGCCCCCGGAGCCCGGACCCGAGAGCGAGCCGCGCCGACCAUGAUCGAGAUCCGAAACGCGGCGGUGGUCAGCAUUUGUCUCGUGGUUCGCUUCGCGUCUCAGGAGCGGUAACUACAGACCGAAGAACAACACAAUUUUUCCGAAAGAGAACAACAGCUGGCGGAGCAACUCGUCCACGAGCAAAAAGCCGUAGAACAAGAACAGCUCGCCUCGCACCCAUGACUUCCCCUCGCGCUCCGAUCGCCCCCAUCCUUCUGAGCCGGAGCAGCCAGAGCGGCCGAGAACCAGUGUGAACGUCUCGUCUCUUCACACAGGACCGAAGCAGUGCCGAGGACACUUGUACUGAAAACACGCUGAGGGAGAUGACCCACUCUUGGCCGCAGCCUCUCUCCUCCCUACAGGCCCCUGGUGGAAGGGAGCCCAACCGAUUCCCUUACGGCUCCAAGCAGGUGAAGCAACAUGGUUCUCAUCAAAAGCCAUCAGCAAGGACAGACGCUCCAACGAGGAUGGGGCCUUCAUUCACAGCACCUCACAAAUCGAUGCUUGAGGAUGACCUGAAGCUCAGCAGCGACGACGAUGACGGCACCAUGCAAUCCUCUUCUGGGCUCGGCCACGGAAGCCGGCCCAGGCCCCAGCAGGACGAGCAGCGGCCGUGCGCACAUGGCGGCCGGACGCGACAUUCCAACUCCGGAUCCUCCAGCGCGGGCUCCUCCAGCGACUCGGACAGCGGCAGCAGCCCACGCUCGCGCAGCCCCGGCCCGCAAUCCCCAUCCGAACCUGGGUCACCCGCUGCUGAGCCGCCCCUGAGCAUCGGCACAGAGGAGGCUACAGAGUGGCAGCUGGACAAGUGGCUGAAGAGGGCAGGAAAGACCCAGGGGCCUGGAGACCAGGCUGCAGCUGGACACGCACCCAACGCAGAUUCUUCAUCCGGCUCCGAGUCAGACGACAUCCCAUCUCCAGCAGGGUCCUGGGGGAAAGGUCCUAGCCCAGGACCCAGGGAGGAACAAAGUCCUGUUCCUAGCCCUGGUCUGGACUACUGCAGGGGACCUAGUCCACUGCUGAGCUUGAGCCCCAGCUCCAGCCCUUCACCUAGUCCUAGAAGCCCCAGUCCCAUAAUCCAUGCUCAGCUGAGCCCCUAUGCACACGGAAGUCCAAGUCUUGCCCGUAGUCCUACACCCCCAGCUCAGUUGAGACCUGCACCUAACCCCAAAAGCAGACUCGGUGUCAGGGUCUGGGAUACUCCGGGCAUCCGACCUGAUCCCCCAUGCAGAAAAAGCCCCCCUCGAAGCUUCAGCCUCAGGCAUCCGUCUCACCCAAACUCCAAGCUAGACCCAAGGGCCAGAGCCAAACCGCAGAUCAGGGACACCUCCAACAGGGACAUCAGGUGGGACAAGUCCUCGUCACAGAGCAAAGGACAAGAGGUGGAUGGCCGAAAGAAGGCACCGCCAACCGGCACUCCAUCGGAAAGGAGAGUUACAGAAAACAAGGAGGGGUCACGGAGACCCUGCUGGGCCAAGGGCUCUGAGGGAGCAGAUAAGAGGAAGGAGGAGGCAGGGUUGGUGAAGGAGAAGCAGAGACCAAGGACAGAGGGACUGGAAACCCGGGCGGUGCAGUCCAAGCAGAGGCCCCGUAGCAACAGCCAAAGGCGUCCACAGGAAACGCCCCCCAGCAGCACUGAGAAGCAGAAGAGGAAAAGAAGGAGGAAAGCCCAGGAAGUUCUGGAGGACCCCAGGUCUUCCCGGCCCUCCUCUCCCUCCCCCACACCCGUCAUUCCCCCAACAGACUCUUCGUCUUCCUCUUCAGGCUCAGACUCAGAGCCUUUCUCACCCCCUGUAGUCGCAAAGGUCCCGGGAGACUCUACCUGCAGCAAGCAGCCCGUCUCUAAGAGGUCGCAGAGCAGAGCCAGGGCCACGGAGGUCCGAACUGCAACAGUAGAGACCGGAGGGCAGGCCACAGAUCCCCGGGCUGGAGACUCAGGCCAGAAGCGCUACACCCUGGUCCCAUUCGGACGUAGCGAGACACCGACUGGCUCCUGCCGAUCUCCCCAGCCUGGUCCACGGCCUCGCCCCCCGCCACAUGGCCCCCACUCUCUCGUGGUGAGGAUAGACCUCUCCCUGCUGCUUCGGGUGCCCACUGCUUCCUGCGUCUCUCAGGGCCAGGCCACCUCUUCCUCCUCCUCUCCCACUUCACGGAGAGACAGACACACCAUGAGACACACACACGGCCCUGAAGUGGACCCUAGCGACCACAAGAGAAAGCGCAAGUCUGAAAACAGGGGUCCACAGCAGGUCAGUAAGAGGAAUCACUCUCAUACCGAUCCCAGGUCAGGUCAGACUACGUCCACUGAGAGAACCGCUGUGGAGUCCAGCACUGAGAUUCGAGUCAACGGGUAUGAGGAGGGUUUCUAUGGCGAUGAGAGGCAGCCCUUGUCUCCGCUAUCCCCUCUGUCAGACUCCUCCGAACCACCCAAGAACAAUGCUCCCCCGAAGCGCUCGAGCCAGAAAAGGGGAGGAUCUGAAACAGAGAUCUGUUUUACUCUGGAAAAAGAUGCUGCCAUGCAGAACACACAGGCUCAGGUGCCCAGGACACAUGCACAAGUGAAGUCAGAGUCGCCAAGACUCGCUGGAGUCCCCCUGCCCACGUGUGAAGGUUGGGGACCCCUCCCAAUUCAACCACUUCCUCACCGGGGGGCUCUCAUUCACCCUGACAUGUUACACCAUGCCGAAUACUAUAUGCAUGAAGCCAAGAGGAUAAAACAUCGUGCAGAUGCCAUGGUGGACAAGUUUGGGAAGGCAGUGAACUACGUGGAUGCGGCGCUCUCCUUCAUGGAGUGUGGGAAGGCCAUGGAGGAAGGCCCCCUGGAGGCCAAGUCCCCCUACACCAUGUAUGCCGAAACCGUGGAACUUAUUAGGUAUGCUAUGAGGCUGAAGAAUCACGCCGGGCCAGCAGCGCAGCAAGUGGACAAACAGCUGGCUGUACUCUGUUUUCGCUGCCUUGCCCUGCUUUACUGGAGGAUGUUCCGGCUGAAAAAGGAUCAUGCCAUCAAGUACUCCAAAGCCCUACUUGACUACUUCAAGAGUUCCCCCAAAGCUUCCCACGCAGUGCCCCCCUGGACCACCAGUGCAAAGAGCACAGGAACAUCUCCAUCUCCACUGAACCCACUGGGGCCACAGUGUGGCAGCUCGCCCUCUGCCCUUGUUACCAUUCCCCAGCGCAUCCACCAGAUGGCAGCAAACCACCUCAACAUUACCAACAGCGUCCUGUACAGCUAUGAGUACUGGGAGCUCGCUGACAGCCUGGCGAGAGAAAACAAAGAAUUCUUCAGCUACCUGAACACGCUCAUGGGGCCACUGACUCUCCACAGCAGCGUGCAGCAUGUUGUCCAGUACACGCGACAGGCUCUACAGUGGAUUCGGAUCAGUGCCAACCUGUCGUAGAGCACAGUCAUGACUCUCAUCAGUCAAAAUGCUGUAACAAAGAGACCCCUCCACCUCCACCACCAGAACACACGAUCCACCUCUUUCAGGAGCUUCUUUUACUUUGGGUUUUGUUGUUGUAUGCUUUGAACUGCAGGGGGUGCUGUUGAUGUAAUUUUUAUGACACCGCAUCAUCAAGUUCACUGAACAUCUGAAACAAUGAGAGUUUGGGUCCUGCUGGGAGAGUAGGCCAAGGAGGCGAACAUCAAUGACCAGCUGGGACCUAUUUAAGAUGAAGAGGUGGAUUCUGGGGGAAUCAGAUCCUGCAGACAAGCAAACAACACAGAAUCAACAGCAGGACCUUUAUGUAACACAUCUUGCUCUGCCCAGCCGUGAUCUCGGUUGAGAGACGGGCGCAGGAAGGCACUUUUGCUUGGAGAGGUGGGGUGGCAUCUCCAUUGUCUUCCCUCUGGUUAAGGAGGAUGUGACCUGACGAAAUAGUAAUGACCACAUGUGACUCGUUCAAACAGGGAACUUCAUCUGUCAUCAUCACAAUGACUGAUGCUUAGGCUUCACUGAUGUUAAACUAACAGGUUAUGGUGAGGUGCCUGUGUGGAGUUUCUGUCAUUCUGAAACCAUUUUAUAUGAUUCUUUCUCCCACUUUUAUAUAUUAAUCGUGCAAUAUUUAUGUUUUCAUGUAUUCUUCAGAGCAACCUUAUUUUAAAACCGGAUCGGAUGCAAGCGUGGUUUUUUUGUGACGUUAUUGCAAUACUGUGUGGCAUAGCAUUCGGUGUUUCAA